This is a messenger RNA of Sebastes umbrosus (honeycomb rockfish), 4034 nucleotides long. RefSeq names its product synaptic vesicle glycoprotein 2A (gene sv2a). Gene Ontology annotation, biological process: transmembrane transport; chemical synaptic transmission. The coding region runs from base 1 to 2214 and encodes 737 amino acids. The record is from RefSeq and is a predicted model, not a curated record. Gene Ontology annotation, cellular component: membrane. Lineage: Eukaryota; Metazoa; Chordata; Actinopteri; Perciformes; Sebastidae. The transcript is spliced from 12 exons. Gene Ontology annotation, molecular function: transmembrane transporter activity.
AUGGAGGACGACGGGCGUUACAGAGACGGCCGCUCAGACUUUGUCCGCGGCGCCAAGGACAUUGCCAAAGUGGCCAAGAAACAGGUCGGCAAGAAGAUGGGGCGCGGCGUGGACAAAAUGACCGACGAGUACACCAAGCGCUCAUAUAAACGCUUCGAGGAGGAAGACGACGACGACGACUACGGCGCCAUGCCAAGCAACGACGGCGGAUAUUACCGCAACGACAGCCGGGCCAAUGACGAUGAAGGUCACAGCGACUCCACUGAAGGACACGACGAGGACGAUGAGAUCUAUGAAGGGGAGUACCAGGGCAUCCCGAGGGCUGACUCGGGCAAAACCGGCAGCAUAGACGGGGUGACGGCGGCCCAGGCAGGGCAGUUCAGGGAUCUCGCGGCCCUCGAGGGCGAGAGGAGGAAAGACCAGGAGGAGCUGGCCCAGCAGUACGAGACCAUCCUGCAGGAGUGUGGCCACGGGAAGUUCCAGUGGACGCUCUACUUUGUCCUGGGGCUGGCGUUGAUGGCGGACGGCGUGGAGAUCUUUGUGGUCGGCUUCGUGCUGCCCAGCGCAGAGAAGGACAUGUGUCUAUCUGAGCCCAACAAGGGCAUGCUGGGUCUGAUCGUGUACCUGGGGAUGAUGGUCGGGGCCUUCGUGUGGGGCGGCCUGGCCGAUCGGAUCGGCCGACGACAGACCCUCCUCAUCUCCCUCUCCAUCAACAGCGUGUUUGCCUUCUUCUCGUCCUUCGUCCAGGGCUACGUCUCCUUCCUCUUCUGCCGCCUGGCCUCUGGUGUGGGUAUUGGCGGCUCCAUCCCCAUCGUGUUUUCCUAUUACUCUGAGUUCCUGGCCCAGGAGAAGCGAGGAGAGCAUCUGAGCUGGCUCUGCAUGUUCUGGAUGAUCGGUGGUAUCUACGCCUCCGCCAUGGCCUGGGCCAUCAUCCCACACUACGGCUGGAGUUUCCAGAUGGGCUCGGCCUACCAAUUCCACAGCUGGCGUGUCUUUGUGUUGGUGUGUGCCUUGCCGUCUGUGGCGGCCAUCUCUGCCCUCACCACCAUGCCCGAGAGCCCCCGCUUCUUCCUGGAGAAUGGGAAACAUGACGAGGCGUGGAUGAUUCUGAAGCAGGUCCACGACACCAACAUGAGGGCCAAGGGUUACCCGGAGAGGGUCUUCUCUGUGACCACCAUCAAAACAGUGAAGCAGAUGGAUGACCUGGUGACCUUGGGCGAAGGUGCCGCCUGGCAUCAGAAAUGGAAGAUAAAGCUCACCACACUUUUCCAUCAGGUGUGGACUAAUUUCCUGUCCAUGUUCACCCCCGAGUACCGCCGCACCACCUACAUGAUGAUGGCCGUAUGGUUCUCUAUGUCCUUCAGCUACUACGGUCUGACAGUGUGGUUCCCCGACAUGAUCAAGUACCUGCAAAAGCAGGAGUACGCCUCGCGCACCAAGGUUUUCGCCAAGGAGAAAGUAGAACAUGUCACCUUUAACUUCACCCUGGAAAACCAGGUCCACCGCCAGGGAGAGUACUUCAACGACAAGUUUAUGAACCUGAAAAUGAGAUCCAUGGUAUUUGAGGACUCGCUGUUUGAGGAGUGUUACUUUGAGGACAUCACCUCCAGCAACACCUUCUUCAAGAACUGCACCUUCAUUGCCACCCUCUUCUACAACACAGAUCUCUUCAAGUACAGGUUGGUCAACUGCAAGCUCAUCAACAGCACUUUCCUGCACAACAAAGAAGGCUGCCUGCUCAGUGACGUCAGCGAUGAGAACAAUGCUUACAUGGUCUACUUCGUCAGUUUCCUGGGCACCUUGGCUGUGUUGCCAGGCAACAUCGUCUCCGCGCUGCUCAUGGACAAGAUCGGACGGCUGAGGAUGCUAGCGGGCUCCAGUGUGAUCUCUUGCAUCAGCUGUUUCUUCCUGUCCUUUGGCAACAGCGAGUCAGCCAUGAUCGCUCUGCUCUGCCUGUUCGGAGGAAUCAGCAUCGCUUCCUGGAACGCCCUGGAUGUGCUGACCGUCGAGCUCUACCCUUCCGACAAGAGAACCACGGCAUUUGGCUUCCUCAACGCCCUCUGUAAGUUAGCGGCUGUUUUAGGCAUAAGCAUCUUCACUUCGUUCGUCGGCAUCACCAAGGCUGUGCCCAUCCUCUUUGCCUCGGGGGCGCUGGCGGCGGGCAGUUUUCUGGCCCUCAAACUACCAGAGACGCGGGGUCAGGUGCUGCAAUAGUAUGGCGCCAUCAACUUUCCGGGGUGGGGGGGUGGGAGGAGGGCAGAAGAGUUUUCACCACACUGUGAAUGAACAGCUCAAGAGCCCUCCAAAUCCUUCCCUCUAACCCCUCUCUCACAAUGAUAGAGUAAAGUUUGUGCACGUAACACAACGCAGAAGAGCGACGCAGAUCUGCUGUAAAUAUUUGGUGAUUAUUUGAUAGGUUGAAGCUGUGACGAACCUGCCUGAAUAAACAGUGAGCGAUCAGUGAGACUUGAAGUAAGAAAAGUAAAUAGUAACAUUUUCAGUGAGAGCAUGACAUGUUAUUCCCCUGGAAUAUAUAAUAAUAAAUUUAGAUUCGGCCCCCCCACCCUGAUAUAAGCACAUACACCUGGGGUUGGAGGUCAGGGGAUGGGGGUUCUUGAUAAUGAGCCAUGCAAAUAGACUCAUAGAAAUGACCACUAGCCAUCGUUGCAGAGUUCUCUGUAGUCACCUCCAUUCUUCUGAGCUAAUUCAACUCACCUGUCAAAUCUUGAGUACUUUGCCAUUGUUGGACAUAGAAUCAAAAAUGCGACAUCUUAUGCCUCGAUUUGAAGCAUUUUUGACUUUGUGGGGUAAAACCAAGACACUCUUGGUUUUUCUCUCUAACAAAGACCUGUCCUCAUUCUUCUUUAUCUCCUGAGGUCUUGUGUUGGUGUACAGACUUAACUGCCAUUUUAUAGAUUAUAGAACAUUCCAGGUUUGCUUUUUGUUAUUGUUGGAAGAUGUGACAAAGAGAUCAAUCGAGCCCCUUUUCUCCCUUUAAAAACGUUGUUUCUGAUCACCAAUCAGUUCAUGGAUACGUUUCCCAUGCCAAGUGGAUCAUUGUGUGCUGUCAUGUUUGCCAUUUCAUCACAAAGAUAUUAAGCUGUUUGUUAAAGUGUACAUUUAAAGCACAACCAUUUGCCAGUGUGAACGUCCCGACACAUUUUCUUGACUUGAUGAAAAUGUUCAGAAUCUCACACUCAAUCAUCAUACUGUAUAUCCCUUUGUAAGAAAUGCCUUUUUAGUACCUCUCCUCCCCAGGCUUACAGUAUGUUUGUCUAUUCUAAUAUAUGUUUUGGAGGGUGUUAUGCAUGUCACAAAGUAUGUAUGUAAAUUUAUGAAAAUUGAGAGUACAACAUGUAAACGACGUUAGGGACAAGUUGCUUUUGCUCAUCGGUUAGUCCGGCUUAAGUCACCGUAAUAUUUUUGACAUUUUACUACCCACAAAAGGCAGCACAGUGCUUUUAUUCUGCUGUUGGUAGCUCUUCUCAGAGCACACUCCACAGGAUGUUCUUAACAUGAAAAGAUCCCUUUAUUACCUUAAAUCAUACACACAUGUGGAAGAAACACAGGUAAGCACAAGGGAGGAAAAAAAAAGAAGUUACACAAAAAGGCUCCACUUUUAGUUUUGAUGGUUUCAGUGCAGGUGUGUGUAAGAGAUGACAGUUAAACUAUAAUAUAAUUGUUUGUGUGAACUGAAUGUUUAUAUUAAUGUGAGCGUGCUUCUUAGUGCAAUAUUGAACCUCUGUGCAAUAUUGAGAUUUUAUUUCUUUUUUUAUUGUCUUUUAACCAUUUCAUAUUUGGCAAACACUAUUCUGAUUUGUGAACGUUUGUGGGGUAGCUGUCUUAUAUUGAUAACUGAACAUGGCGUGAUAACAUACUGGACUUCAUCUCUUUUUUUGCUCUUGGAUCAAGACAGACAGAGAUACAUCAGACCGGCAAUACGUCAUCCAGAGUAGGCUCUCGUGACUACGCCCGUUUUGGGGGGCAAACAAUCCCUUGUCCCUCGGUAACCAGUAGUACUACUUUAAACAAAC